AUGGCUUCUUCAGGUCUACUUCCGAUCCCUUCAGCAGGUUCUGACUCGUCCAAUCGUCCCCGGAACAGACGGGUCGCCAGUUCUGGGCUCGACGCCGAUGCCCCUACCACGGCGACAUCUACAUCCUUGUUGUCCGCAGGCUCAAAGAGCUCGCCAACCAGCCGUCGUGCGAGCCCUGGGGGUCUAAGAUCACGGGCGAAUUCAGGGGGUAGGAGUCGCGAAUCUAUGAACUCGUCACCAGCGAGGCGUCGAGAGGUCUACAGUACAACUGGGGAUUAUUCGAAACCUUCCCUAGGAAAGGGUCUGUUUGAUGGGAGCUGGGCUCCAAGUUGGGCAUCAGUCCAGGGGCUUGCUUCAUCCCUGCUUUCGGGAGACGCUGGCGAGUCCGAUCGUGUGAGGAGCCGAAAUACCAGUCAAAGUCGGAGGUCGGUCUCUGCGCUUGAGCGAGAACGCACCCCGCCCGCGUCUGAGUCGUGGGGGCCGACGCCUCCGUCUAAACAGAGGCCGCGAAUAGAGGACGUGGCGGCUGGCAGUCUGGCUGAUCGAGAGGCAGCACUGAGGGCUGUGCGGACUGCGAGUGUGCUAGAGAGCCAUGAGGGUGUGAACGGUGGACUUGAUAUCACCGGAAGAUAUAAGAAACGGUCUUCUGACGAGGACUUGAGAGGCUCCGCACGGUCACAGGAACCAGAAGAGUAUCUUGCCUAUAUUCACCAUGUCCAAAAGGACGACACGUAUGCCGGUAUAGUCCUGAAGUAUCGAUGCAGAGAGGAUGCUUUUCGAAAAGCCAAUGGGUUGUGGUCGCGGGACAACAUACAAAUUCGCAAAUACCUAGUGAUACCGGUGGACACGUGCGAGAUCAAAGGCCGCACAUGCGACCCGCCAUCCUACCAUUCACAGAAUGUCGACCUUCUAGCACCGACCCCUGCAGCAGCUUCUGAAGACAAGAACGAAAGCACUCACGACGACUUCUUUGCGCCUCGGUCGAACGGGAAAGCUCCAGAGCCACCGCCCCAUCCGGAUGAGACCCAUCCUUGGACUCACGUCAGGUGGGUGUCGCUAGAAUCGUUUCCAGAGCCAGUGGAGAUUGCAAGAGUCUCCAGGAGGCAUACCGGCUACUUCCCACCACGUAGGAAGAAGAGUCAGCACACACUGUCGACGCUCUCCACGCCCAGGGAGUCUCUUGAUAUGAGCGGCAUUGGCUCCACUGGGCAAAUUGACAGCCCCAAUAGCACAUCUUCCCGAAGACCAAGCAUCUUAUCGUCAGGAAGGCCACCCGCACACGGUUAUAGUGCCUCUGUGCCUUCAGGGUCCACUUCCCGCAGCCGUGGGGAUAGCCUGGGCCCAGACGAUCCGCGACCAGCUUGGAUGAGGCGACCUGGAGGUAUUGGAUCCCUGGGCAAACAGCGUGCCCCAGGGCCGGAUAAAGACUAUUUUAAUUCUUUUGCACGGAAACACUUUCCUGGUAUCAACAUUGACUCUAUGCCGUCGAUGUCGGUAAUGGGUUCUGAAACUGCUCGUUUCGGCUUCACAAACAACAACGCCGAUACUUCGGCUGUCGGCAUAGUAGAAAGCCCUUUCAAAGAUGGUCACGAUGUAGAGGCGUCAUCAAGACAAGGCACGGGUCUCGACAAGGCAGCAGCGGCAGUGGAAAUGUGGCUACGCGGUGCAUUCGCCAAGCGCCCGCCGGGCACUCCGAAUUUCGGUGCCCGUAGGGCAACUUCACAGCCUGGCCAGCACGAGGAUGGAAUCAGUGACUUGAUAGAGCUUGAGGACACCAACAGCGAAGACGGAAGGUCAUUCGGAGGGCCCUUACUCGGUGGUGGUGGGGACAGCCGCAUGCCCGCUACUAACCAAAUGGUCAUGCCAGGCUCAUCCACUGCCGCCGGAAGCUCUGCAUGGAGCGGUGGAGAUGGUGCUACGCUUCGCGGGAAACCCGGAGUAAGUGUGGCCGUCGGCAAGGGUAAGAGGUCCGAGUGA
Molecule: messenger RNA, 1977 nt
Organism: Pyricularia grisea
Lineage: Eukaryota; Fungi; Ascomycota; Sordariomycetes; Magnaporthales; Pyriculariaceae
Exons: 1
Coding region: 1-1977 (658 amino acids)
Source: RefSeq, a predicted model, not a curated record